CGCGCCCUCCAGCCCGCUGCGCGCCGGCCGCCGCCUGGUCAUGUCAGGAUGGAGAUCCGGCAGCACGAGUGGCUCUCGGCCUCCCCCCACGAGGGCUUCGAGCAGAUGAGGCUCAAAAGCCGCCCCAAAGAGCCCUCGCCGAGCCUGACCCGAGUGGGCGCGAACUUCUACAGCAGCGUCAAGCAGCAGGACUACAGCGCCAGCGUCUGGCUCCGGAGGAAAGACAAGCUGGAGCACUCCCAGCAGAAGUGUAUCGUGAUCUUCGCCCUGGUGUGCUGCUUUGCCAUUCUCGUGGCAUUAAUAUUUUCUGCCGUGGACAUCAUGGGAGAGGACGAGGAUGGGCUCUCAGAAAAAAAUUGUCAAAAUAAAUGUCGAAUUGCCCUGGUGGAAAAUAUUCCUGAAGGCCUUAACUAUUCAGAAAAUGCACCAUUUCACUUAUCACUUUUCCAAGGCUGGAUGAACUUACUCAACAUGGCCCAAAAGUCUGUUGACAUAGUGUCCUCCCAUUGGGAUCUCAACCACAGUCAUCCAUCAGCAUGUCAGGGUCAACGUCUUUUUGAAAAGUUGCUCCAACUGACUUCGCAAAAUAUUGAAAUCAAGCUAGUGAGUGAUGUGACCGCCGACUCAAAGGUAUUAGAAGCCUUGAGAUCAAAGGGCGCAGAGGUGACCUACAUGAACAUGACCGCCUACAACAAGGGCCGGCUCCAGUCCUCCUUCUGGAUCGUGGACAAGCAGCAUGUCUACAUCGGCAGCGCUGGCUUGGACUGGCAGUCGCUGGGACAGAUGAAAGAGCUCGGGGUCAUCUUCUACAACUGCAGCUGCCUGGUCCUGGACUUACAGAGGAUAUUCGCUCUGUAUAGCUCAUUAAAGUUCAAGAACAGAGUGCCUCAGACCUGGUCCAAGAGGCUCUAUGGCGUCUACGACAACGAGAAGAAGUUGCAGCUUCAGUUGAACGAAACCAAAUCUCAAGCCUUUGUGUCGAAUUCUCCCAAGCUCUUCUGCCCCAAGAACAGAAGCUUCGACAUCGAUGCCAUCUACAGCGUGAUCGAUGAUGCCAAGCAGUACGUCUACAUCGCAGUCACAGACUACCUGCCCAUCUCCAGCACCAGCACCAAAAGGACUUACUGGCCAGACUUGGAUGGGAAAAUAAGAGAAGCAUUAGUUUUGCGAAGCGUUAAAGUUCGACUCCUUAUAAGCUUCUGGAAGGAAACUGACCCCCUUACAUUUAACUUUAUUUCAUCUCUUAAAGCUAUUUGCACUGAAAUAGCCAACUGCAGUUUGAAAGUUAAAUUUUUCGAUCUGGAAAGAGAGAAUGUGUGUGCUACAAAAGAACAAAAGGAUCACACCUUUCCUAAAUUAAAUCGCAACAAAUACAUGGUGACGGACAGCGCAGCUUAUAUCGGCAAUUUUGACUGGGUGGGGAAUGACUUCACCCAGAACGCCGGCACAGGCCUCGUCAUCAACCAGGCGGACGUGAGGAACAACAGGAGCAUCAUCAAGCAGCUGAAGGAUGUGUUCGAGCGGGACUGGUACUCGCCCUACGCCAGGACCCUGCAGCCGACCAAGCAGCCGAACUGCUCGGACAUGUCCAGGCUCAGACCCCCCACCAACAAAACUGCCACGUACCCCCGCAGCGCGAAGGACCCCGCCAGCGUAUCCCGUGAAGGAACAAACUGACAGGACAGCUCGUCUUUCCUAUUUAUAUAGAAAGGACUUGAGGAGAGUUUAAAAAACAAAAACAAAAACAAAAAACCCCACACAAUUUAAUAUGUCUUUUUUAGGGAAAAAGCACACUUCCACAAAAAUAUUCUCCGCACGCCCUGUAAUAUCUUAUCUAACAGUAUCCUAGCGGCGUGUGCACGAAGUUUAGGACUUUUGUAUUUGUUACUCCUGACAGAGAAUGUCAUUUCAGCUCGGAAGUUAGUUUUUACGUUUGCAUACCGAUUUUAAGACUCUGAUGCCUCUCCCUUCCUAGUUUUAGACCUUUUUCUGCCGACCCAACUGGUCGGUCCUUUCAAAGCUUAGCAUGAGGUAAGUGCUUUCACACCCCUCUGAGAUCGGCUUCUGAGAGAGGCGGGUGAGGCUUUCACCACGGCCAAGGGACUGACCCAGCCAAGAACUUAGCCCGUAAACCACGUCCAAGGGCCUGCAGUCGCCGAGCGUGAGCGGCGCACAUCUCGUGCCGGCCUCCGCGCGCUCGGAAACCACGCUUUGGCCUCUUUGUUCAUUUUCUUCAAAUUCCGUACCUUUUACUUGGUACCAUUUUUUUCUCUUCUCAGAGAAUGUCCUCCUUAUUAGCAUCAGCGUCCCUCUGUCCGCCUCCACACUAGUUCCAAGUAUGGCAACGUUUCUGGGAAACGUAUGAAUUCCUCCGAAUGGAUACCAAGUGGAAAUAGCAGUCUUUAAUGUUCACCUUCCAACUGCAUUUUCCCCUCAAAUUACGAGUUUAAAAACCACAGCCAGCAAUAGGUACCUUUUCUCUCAAGCUCGGAAAAAUUAGGUAGCUACCUGCGAAAAUCCAGCAAGCGAUUAGGUCUGCAUUAUGAGAAUAAAGUAGUUUCUCACUUUUUUUUUUUGUUGUUGUUAGCUUAAUGGUAUUAUACCAGCAAGAUCUCUAUGCAUCCGUGGAUUUUAAUUUCUUUAGAACCAUUCAUUAUGCUGUUAAGGGUAUGCCAGCAAACCUUUAUAGAGCUAUUUAAUAUACCAAAUGCUUUUCAGAGAAAUGCAAUUUAAAUACUGUGCUUCACAUAUUUUACUAAGAAACAAAAAUAUUGGAUUAUUGUUCUAUAACGUCGUCGUGUGUUGCUGUUUUCUAUCUAUACAAUAUAUAGCCCUAUAUUAAUGGAGACCGUUGCCCCCCGUCGAGACCGGCAUGGCCUCUCUAGAGCCCAGAGCAGGUGACCACCAGGAUGCCAGUCUCAAGGUCGCUCCUAACCCCCGCGGGCCUGGAACAGGGUCCUGAUCUCCUUGACCUUGGGUUUCUGUUGGCAACGUAGGGACGAUCAUACCUACCUCGCGUAGAUGUUGUCACGGUAGGAAAUAUUUAUAACUUGUUUUGAAAUCAAAAAGAAUCUAUAUAAAUGCUAAGGUAAGCAUU
This is a messenger RNA of Neogale vison (American mink), 3097 nucleotides long. RefSeq names its product phospholipase D family member 5 (gene PLD5). Bases 49 to 1677 code for a protein of 542 amino acids. Gene Ontology annotation, molecular function: catalytic activity. The transcript is spliced from 10 exons. Lineage: Eukaryota; Metazoa; Chordata; Mammalia; Carnivora; Mustelidae. The record is from RefSeq and is a predicted model, not a curated record.